Debaryomyces hansenii CBS767 is the source of this 306-nucleotide messenger RNA. RefSeq lists its product as uncharacterized. Lineage: Eukaryota; Fungi; Ascomycota; Pichiomycetes; Serinales; Debaryomycetaceae. Bases 1 to 306 code for a protein of 101 amino acids. The record is from RefSeq and is a predicted model, not a curated record. The transcript has a single exon.
AUGGAAACGCAAAAAGGAUUGUUUACCAAGUUGGGAGUAUUCGGCGCUAUUGCCGUCACACUUGCUUUGGCUGGGAAAAGACAUAUUUCAAUGAGGAAGGAUAUCAGACAUAGAAGCGACAGUGAUGCGCUUGUAGAUACGAAACAACGGGAGUUUGAAAACAAAACUUUGAGACCAGGGGUUCCCAUGAAUGAUGGUGAGACUAAAUACAAAAGGGAAUCGAAGUUCGUUGGAGCGGGAUCUUCGUACUCGAGCAGAAAGCCUGGAGACAGGCUCUCGAUCAUGGCAUACUUCGGAUGGGACUAG